Molecule: messenger RNA, 4331 nt
Organism: Gallus gallus (chicken)
Lineage: Eukaryota; Metazoa; Chordata; Aves; Galliformes; Phasianidae
Gene: FLT3
Product: fms related tyrosine kinase 3
Exons: 24
Coding region: 35-3055 (1006 amino acids)
Biological process (GO): multicellular organism development; protein phosphorylation; cell surface receptor protein tyrosine kinase signaling pathway
Cellular component (GO): signaling receptor complex
Molecular function (GO): transmembrane receptor protein tyrosine kinase activity; ATP binding
Source: RefSeq, a predicted model, not a curated record
ACACUGGGGCUGGGGACAGCAGGGCAUCACCAGCAUGGCAGUGUGUCUGCUGCGCCUACCGGUUCUUGUUAUGACAGCCAUGACUUUCACUUCUGCAAUGAAUCAAAGCACAUCUGAGAUUACGUGUGUGUUUAUCAGACAGAGAGAUGGAGCUUCAAGGACAGAAGAGACAUCAGUAUCUUCCAAGAUCUCUAAUGUUUUGGAAGAUCUUGAGUGCCAUUUGAAUUCUCAGGGAGCCGAGAACAUCUAUGAACCAAUUAAAAAAGUGGAAGCUAAUGUGUUUGAGGAUAUUGAAUUAAGAAUAAUAAUGAACAUUUCAGAGAUAAUUUCAUGCCAUUGUUUUUUUAAAGAAAUCCAACCUUGUGAACCUUCAUUGGAUUCAGAUAACCAGUACGUUACUUCUUUGUAUUUUUCUCAAAUACGGGAAACACAAGCUGGAAAAUACACUUUCUCAGUCAUCAGUAAAAACAGCAAUUACACCAUCAUUGUUCCUGUUCUCAUCCGAAGUAAACCAGGCAAACCCUAUUUCAGGAUAUCUGAAAAACUGGAUGUUAUAGAGUGCAUAUCAGAGAGCUACCCCCAGCCCUCUGUGAAGUGGGCAUUUUGCAGAACACCUGAAAAGAGCUGCCUUAAUAAAAUGUAUGAAGAAAACGGAGAAAUAGAUGGCAUACAGAAGGUACAAUAUGAAUUACACCAGAGUGAGUUGUUUGAAACUUACAUAUGGUGCUGUGCAGCUAAUGACCUGGGCAGAGAAUGCACCAGCCUCUUUACUAUAGAUUUAAGUGAAAGACGAGCAGCACCUUCAGCUGAGUUACUUCUCAAAGUUGGGGAACCGUUGCUGAUCAGAUGCAGAGCUGUUUAUCGUAAUUACAAAUUCAGGAUAAAUGUAUCUUUUGAAAACAAAGAAGUGCAGCAGAAUUGCCGGUUUGAGGGGUUGGAGUACCAAACAGACCACUCAGCCAUUCGGACCCAGUACAUGUUUACCCCAGCAGCAAGAAAAGGCGACAGCGGACGUUAUACCUGCUCUUCUACGGCUCAUCCAAAUCAAACUGCUUUGGUUACUGUUUUAGAAAAGGGAUUUAUAAAUAUAACUGACUCUAGAGAAGAUUUUGAAAUUGGUGACGAAGAGUUUUGCUUUGAAGUCAACUUUACAGCAUAUCCACCAGUUAAAUGCAUGUGGCUAUUUUCCCAGAAAACAUUUCCAUGUAAGCAAAGUUACAGUGUGGAUGGACACAGCAUUUCAUCAAAGUUCUGCAAUCAUCAGCACCGUUCUGGGAUAUAUAUGUUUUAUGCUGAAAAUGGUGAUACGGCCAUGACAAAAAAAUUCACUUUGUACGUGAGAAGAAAACCUGAAGUAACAAUGCAGUUAUUGUUCAAGCAGAUCUCCUGCAUCGCUGACAGCUAUCCAGCCUCAUCCUGGGUUUGGAGGCACUGUCCUGACCUGAACUCAACCAACUGUACUGAAGAAAUCAAGGAAGGGAUCCAGAACUUCUUGCCAGAAAGGAGAUCUCUGGGGUCGUGGAUUUCAAGCAGUAUUUUAGAUGUAAAGGAGACAGCAACAACAUUCUCUGUUGAAUGCUGUGCAAGCAAUCUGGUCGGCUCCAACUGCAGAAAGAGCUUCAUUAACAUGUCAGUUGCAGGAACUGUUUCUUCUCUGCCAGACAAUGCUGCACUCUGUGUCUUUGCUGGAUUUAUCUUCCUGUUGAUCGUUUUUUUGUGUGCACUCAUUUGUCAUAAAUACAAAAAGCAAUUUAGAUACGAAAGCCAGCUGCAAAUGAUGCAGGUGAUUGGACCACUGGAUAACGAGUACAUCUACGUCGACUUCCGUGAAUAUGAGUAUGAUCUCAAAUGGGAAUUUCCCAGGGAAAAUCUGGAAUUUGGACAGGUUCUCGGCUCUGGGGCUUUUGGGAAAGUGGUGAAUGCUACAGCUUAUGGAAUUAGCAAGGCGGGAGACUCAGUGCAGGUGGCAGUCAAAAUGCUAAAAGAAAAGUCUGACACUUCAGAAAAAGAUGCUCUGAUGUCUGAACUGAAAAUGAUGACUCACAUUGGAAGCCAUGAGAAUAUCGUGAACCUGCUAGGAGCUUGCACUGUGUCAGGACCAAUCUACUUGAUUUUUGAAUACUGUUGCUAUGGUGACCUUCUGAACUACUUAAGGAGCAAGAGAGAAAAAUUUCACUGGACGCUGACUGAUAUUUUUAAACAGCACAACUUCAGUUUCUAUCACAAUAUCUGUUCGGAGCAAAAUUCCAGGAAGGGAGCCCACCUGGAAUAUGGUGUGAACACGGAUCUGUACGGAGAGGAUGAACUUAAAGCCACACAAACAAGCCAAAACAUAAAUAUGACCUCUGGGCCAAAUGGGAUUGCACUCUGUUCUGAGGAAGAUGAAAUUAAGUGUGCAAGCAGACAGAUGGAUGAAGAAGAGGAUUUUUGUGUGCUCACUUUUGAAGACCUUCUAUGCUUCGCUUAUCAAGUUGCCAAAGGAAUGGAGUUUCUUGAGUCCAAAUUGUGCAUUCACAGAGACCUCGCUGCCCGCAAUAUACUGGUGACCCAUGGGAAAGUCAUGAAAAUCUGUGACUUUGGCCUUGCCAGAGAUGUCGUGAAUGACUCCAACUACAUCGUCCGGGGCAAUGUUCGCUUACCCGUUAAAUGGAUGGCUCCUGAAAGCUUAUUUGAGGGGAUGUACACCAUGAAGAGUGACGUUUGGUCUUACGGAAUACUGCUGUGGGAAAUAUUCUCUUUGGGUGUAAAUCCCUACCCUGGCAUUCAAGUUGAUGCGAACUUCUACAAAUUGAUUAAAAGUGGAUUUAAAAUGGACCGACCUUAUUAUGCUACAAAACACGUCUAUUAUGUGAUGCAGUCCUGCUGGGCACUGGACUCCAGAAGAAGACCCUCAUUUUCCCAGCUGGUUUCCUCUCUUGCCUGUCAGCUGGUGGAGGCAGAGGGAGCAGUUUACCAGAACAUGAAGAAAAAUGCUUCUCCACCCAAAUCCAACAACAAAACUAACCCACGUGUAAGUAAGGCUGAGGAAUCUCUUCUGUCCCCACCUCUGCUCUAACGUGAAGACUCUCAUGUUGAGAAAUGAACUGGGUUCUGGACUUGAUCUCAGUAUUUUCCUAAACUCCAUGUAGCAUAAAUGCUUCACAUCACCACUAAGAAGAUGUUAUCACCUGCUGCUCUAUUCACAUUUCUGAUGGGACAGUCCAUGUUCAUGGUGCUUUGAGGGGAAGACACAGCCAUUCAUUUCUUCGAUUUCAAUGAGCACAUCUGUAGCAAGACAGGUGCAGCUGCCUUUUAACCAUCCCUCUGUGACCAGAUAUCUCUUCACUGGUUUUGUGUAAACAGCAUCUAAUCCAUGCAUUGGAACUGAGGCUGCUCUCAACAUAAUUCAAGCAAACACAAAAAAAAUCUGGGAUUUUAGUCAAUAUUCGCAAGCUCAGGCAUCUAAAUGGGAAAUGGUGUGGGGUCCAGAACUCCUUGAUCCCUGGAUGUCAGUGAGUGCUGGAAAAAAGGCCACUUGAAAUUGCCAACAUUAGAAGCCUGAGUUUUAAAAUACCAGCCUUAGUUUACAGGGAACUAUAAACCUCAGUGUGUUUGACUGUUCUGUCCUGAUUGUCUCAAUUGCUGUGAUUCCCCAGUAGCUGCCCAAUUCAGGUGAGUUCGUGCCAUUGAGGUGGGCUCCAGCCACCCAGCUCUGUACUUGCUGGUGAGAGUCAGGCACUCGCAGCAAGUGAUUCCUCAUACCUAAAUAAGCACCUACCCCAGGCAGAGGAGGGCAGGAUGUGGCCCUCCUACUCCCUUGUCUAGAAAAUCUGGAUGACUGCCUCCAAGUGGAAGCCUCGUAUAAACUGAACUACAGCUAAUCCUGCUCUUCAAUCUUGGUGUGCUUUAAUAUCAAGUAAUUUGUCCACUGCAGCAAGUUAGGAGUGUGAUACCACACCCAGCUCCCAGUGGUCAGCCAGACUGCAUAAACUUGGCUGCCCUAAGAUGAGAGCACAUCUCUUUAACUUGCUUUCAGAUUCCCAGGGCAAUAAGCAGAGGCUCCAUGUUUUGUUAAUACAGUUAAAAAUACACAUUAUCGUCAUGGUGGGGUUUGGGGAUUUGCAAACCUGCCUUUCACGAUGUCUAAUUGGAUGCAUUUAUCUGUACCCUGGUGAAUCGAGGGCAGAAUAUGCUGGUUAAUAGUUUUGUUCUCUUUAAUAUCUUACGAAGUGUCAACUGCAAAUAGGGUUUCUGGUGCUAUAAAUUAAUGAGUGUUUGGAUGGAACAUGCCAUCGUGUAAACUGAGCUGCUCUUUACUAACACUGCCUGAAAAUAAUUCAUGUUUUAACACA